Phaeodactylum tricornutum CCAP 1055/1 is the source of this 1230-nucleotide messenger RNA. RefSeq lists its product with no specific name. NCBI's taxonomy places the organism in Eukaryota, Bacillariophyta, Bacillariophyceae, Surirellales, Neidiaceae. The record is from RefSeq and is a predicted model, not a curated record. The transcript has 2 exons. Bases 1 to 852 code for a protein of 283 amino acids.
AUGUGUCAAAACCUUGUUCGUGGCCUUGUCAUCUUAGCGAUUGCCUCAAAAAGUGAGGCUUUGAUCAUUGGUAAAGCAGCGCGAGAUGCCUACUCAACAAGGAAUGGCGGCAUGACAAUGGCGGCGGUCAAACCGGACGACAGCUGUAGUCGGAGAACGUGGCUUACUAGUCUGAUAGCAGGAUGUGGCGUGAUCGAUUUCAUGCCCGCAAUGGCAAACGGGAUAGAUGUAAGCACGAUCGAAAUGAAGGAAUUCAUAGACCCCCAGGGACUUUUCUCGAUCCGUGUGCCGAAUAGUUUUUACACGCUUCGACGAACGGCCAAGGGCGAUCUCCCCGACGUCAAAACUGGAAAGGGACGCCGAGGUUCAAGCAUUUUUACGGCGGGAAACAUGGCCAAAGCAGAAGUGGUUGCCGUAGAGAGAUUUCCAACUCGACUACUGCUCGAGGAAAACGGUAUUGACUCGACUGGAGAUCUCGCAACGUUUCCCAGUCUCGGAGAACCAGCGGCUAUCGCAAAGUUGAUCAACCUUCGACGUGACAAGGACAAAGCGGGCAUGGCAAACACGAUAAUCCUUCCGGAUUCGCUCGCCGUUUCUGCCGACGGCAAAGAACUCCGAUACAUGUUGAAGACCGAGAUUGAUGUACAAAAGCCGGAACUGCUAUUGGAACAGUACGGUGUUUCGCAGCUCUUUCGAGUGACAACAGCCAAAGCUACCUUGCGUUCUAGUGACGGUAAUCUAAUGGCAGUCUUCGCUAGUGCUUUGGAGAAUGAUUUCAACGGACCCGAUGGCGCGGCUUUGCAGGCAACGGUCGAUAGCUUUCAAGUUACGGAGCGCGAGUUUGGCUUUUAGGUUAUGCUCUCUAGUCGAUACUUGAUCGGUUGGUUUACAGUUAUUAAUUACGCGGUCUGAGCAGCCAGUUGCGACGGGUUACUUUGCAUAGACGUAUCGCUAGAUAUCUGUAUUUCCCGUUUUGAAAAAUUCGCUCACAAUGUGCUUGGCAACGCUUACUGCACUUACAAGCUGCAGCAAUCGCGCUACAUUUCUUUCUGCAUGGGCCCCAGAUACUACCUUUUCGCUUAGCCAUGUUUUUAGGUGCGGCAAAAUAUCGAGCGGAGAAAGAUUGAACCUUCGAGAAAAAUUGGUCUGCUGAGAUCUAUGCAACUUCAAUACCCGCUCCCCAGCCCGCACCCGCUCCAUAAUAUAGUCGUCAGAUGUCAUCACCGCGUC